UUCUAUUAAAAUAACUGUGGACUGGAGUUGUAGCUAAUACAUGAAUACAUGUCUAAUAUUUUCAUUUUUAAGAUUCUGAAGAAGAAGAUAAGCCCCCAAAGAGAAGGGAGAAAAACUGGAGAAUUCCAGACAUGAAACCGUGGCUGGGAGAAAUGACAGAUGAUGAAAUUAGGAAUGCGAAUACAGAAGAACUCAAUGAGAACGGGGAAGUUAGCCCUGGUGGAAGGACUGGCAGAAAAGGAAGGAAGGGACCUGGAGCAGACAAGAGAAAGCCAAAGGAUAAGAAAAAGGACAAGAAGAAGAAAGAUGCAGAUGGGCUCUGAUGAAGACGACAUCACAGAAGAGGAAUUAGACAAAUUAAAGGAAGCUGUAGAAGAAAAAAAGAAACUUAUUGCCACCAUAAGAAACAAACCUUGGAAAAUGAAGCAAAAACUAGAAGUCCUGAAGGAUGCGCAAGAGUUUGUGGAAAAAUUUGAAGGAGCUUUGGGGAAAGGAAAAGGGAAAAAGUUUUACGCAUACAAGGUCAUGAUGCUGAAAAAAUGGAUGAAGUUUCAAAGGGAUUUUGAGAAUUUUAAAACCGCCUGUAUACCAUGGGAGAUGAAAAUCAAGGAAAUUGAAAGUCAUUUUGGCUCUUCGGUGGCAUCCUAUUUUAUUUUCCUACGCUGGAUGUAUGGCAUUAAUUUGAUACUGUUUGGACUAACCUUUGGCCUCGUCAUGGUACCAGAGGCAUUAAUGGGAAAGCCAUAUGGCUCGAUGCCAAGAAAAACUGUUCCAAGAGCGGAGCAGCACUCUGCAAUGAAUUUUGCCACCCUUUGGGAUUUCAGUGGACUUGCACAAUAUUCUGUUCUUUUCUAUGGAUACUACAACAGUCAGAGAACCAUUGGAUGGCUACAAUUUAGGCUACCACUAUCCUACUUGCUUGUUGGAAUUGGUACCAUUGCAUACAGUUUCAUGGUUGUUAUCAGAACCAUGGCCAAAAAUGCUAAUGAUGAUGGAGGUGGUGAUGACAACAGCUUUAAUUUUAGCUGGAAAAUGUACACAAGCUGGGACUUUCUUAUUGGCAACCCAGAAACAGCUGACAAUAAAUUUGCAUCAAUCACAACAAGCUUCAAGGAAUCAAUUUUGGAAGAACAGGAAAACAGGAAAGAGGAAAAUAUUCAUUUGGUGCGAUUCCUCAGAGUACUUGCAAAUUUUCUUGUAAUGUGCACUCUUGCAGGAAGUGGAUACUUAAUUUACUUUGUUGUAAGGAGAUCACAACAAUUUGCACUGGAAGGUCUAGAAAACUAUGGAUGGUGGGAACGAAAUGAAGUGAACACAGUGAUGUCGCUCCUAGGAAUGUUCUGCCCAACAAUGUUUGAUGUAAUUAGUAAUUUGGAGAAUUAUCACCCAAGAAUAGCACUGAGGUGGCAACUUGGACGUAUAUUUGCUUUAUUUUUGGGUAACCUAUAUACAUUUCUUAUUGCCCUUAUGGAUGAAAUUAAUCUCAAGAGGGAAGAAGAGAAGAUUGUUCAACGUAAUAUGACAUUUUGGGAAGCAAAUAUUUAUAACAAAUCAUACUCUGAAAACUCAUCAGUCCCUUUCCAGGUAGAUCCAUCAGAUGUUCCUAGAGGACCAUGCUGGGAAACCAUGGUGGGACAGGAAUUUGUAAGGCUUACAGUUUCUGAUAUUAUGACCUCUUAUAUUACUAUUCUAACUGGUGACUUCCUACAAGCUGUAUUCGUACGCUUUUUUAAUUACUGCUGGUGCUGGGAUCUUGAAUAUGGAUGGCCAUCUUAUUGCGAGUUCGAUAUCAGCGGCAAUGUGCUAGGACUCAUUUUCAAUCAAGGGAUGAUCUGGAUGGGGUCGUUUUAUGCUCCGUGCCUGCCUGCUAUUAAUGUAUUUCGACUUCACACCUCAAUGUACUUGCAGUGCUGGGCAGUAAUGUGCUGCAAUGUUCCCCAUGCACGAGUAUUUAAGGCAUCCCGGUCCAAUAACUUCUAUAUGGCCAUGCUUCUUUUUGUACUCUUUCUGGCCAUGCUACCAGUCGUCUAUACCAUUGUCUCUAUUCCACCAUCCUUUGACUGUGGCCCAUUCAGUGGAAAACAAAAAAUGUUUGAAGUCAUACAAGAGACUCUGGAUAAUGACUUCCCAGCUUGGUUUGCAAAAGUAUUUGGCUAUGUGUCAAACCCAGGCCUCAUUCUUCCUUUCAUCCUUCUUAUGGUAAUGAGCAUCUAUUAUCUGAAUGCUACAUCAAAAGCAUACCAAGCCUCAAACCUGGAACUAAAGAAAAAGCUGCAAAGUCAAGCUGAGGAAAACAAAAAACGAAGCAAAAAGGCAGCAGAAAAAGCAACUGGGGCACAAGAUGAAUCAGCUAUACCAUUUCCUACACCAAAGGAAUCAGAUAACAAGAAAGCUGCAAAGAAUGAAAACAGUUCAGCAACAAAUACCAGUGGAAAAAACCUUGAGGUUCCACCACGUAUUGCUGUGACACGUCCACCAGGACCAACAGGACCUCCAUCUCCAAGACCACCAGCUACUCAAAGAGGCUAAAAUGACUAUGAUGAAUCAAUGUAUUCAAUGAUUCAACGACACCUUGCCAAUUGCAAUCUCUUUUACAACACUCCGUUUUUGCGUUCUGUAAUUGAAAUUAAUUAAAUCUGAAAAUAUAGAACCCCAACAAGUCAGGCUUUAAAGAUAUCCUUAGUUGAAAUGACAAGUUAUGUUAAAUAUAAAUAAAGAUAUUUCAAAAUCA
This is a messenger RNA of Xenopus laevis (African clawed frog), 2731 nucleotides long. It is a transcript of the gene tmc1.L, whose product is annotated as transmembrane channel-like protein 1. The transcript has 18 exons. Gene Ontology annotation, cellular component: membrane; plasma membrane. The record is from RefSeq and is a predicted model, not a curated record. Bases 160 to 2529 code for a protein of 789 amino acids. Gene Ontology annotation, molecular function: mechanosensitive monoatomic ion channel activity; voltage-gated calcium channel activity. Gene Ontology annotation, biological process: detection of mechanical stimulus involved in sensory perception of sound; calcium ion transmembrane transport; vestibular reflex. Lineage: Eukaryota; Metazoa; Chordata; Amphibia; Anura; Pipidae.